ACCCACUAAAGAAAGAAAGAAAGAGCUCGCGUGUGAUGUGUUUGUGUAUCCUCAGUGUUUUUCUCUCUUUAGUGUUUUAAACAGAGUCUUCUCUCUGUGUAUUUUAGUGUUAAUGAUGAGAGAUGAGAUGUGCUGUAAAUCAGUAGGAACUGAUCUGUCCAUGCUGGAUAUUGAUGAUUUCAUCACAGAAAUCUCUCAGCUGAAGAAAGAGGUGGCGUUACUGGAGACAAAGCUGAGGUUAAGAGGAGAUGAAGGACUGAAGAGAGAGGAUGUGGAUGUGGUUUGUUGUGAAUCUUCCACACAGGACUCCGAGCUCAGUCUGACUUUACUCUGUUAUACUGAGUCAAAGCACACAGACGCUCAGGACACUACAGUGUGUGACAGUAAUCAGGACUUACAGGAUGAUGAAUCUACUGAUCAAACCUCCACAGAGUCUCUGGAUUCUGUCUGUAACGCUGGAGAACAGCAGCAGAUCCUGCAGACCAAACUCAAGAUGUGUUCAGUCAAACUCACGGACUGCUCGAACCUCAUGAUGGAGAUAAAAACUGAACCCACAGAAGAGGAAGAUCACACUGAAGAGGAAGAAGAAUAUGUUGAAGACGAUGACGAUGAUGAUUUUAUUCCUUCAGAUGAGAAAAGUGAAUCAUGUUCUGAUGGAGAAUCAUCCAGAACAUCAAAGGAGCGACCGACGGCACAAUCUUUUUCCUGCAUCACCUGUGGAAAGACAUUCAGCUCACAGAGACGUUUAGAGACACAUGAGAGAAAACACACCGAACAGAAACUCUUCACCUGCAGGAAAUGUGAGAUUAACUUUACUAACUUACAAGAACAUAAACGUCAUCAUUCAAAAGUGCACAGAGUGAAGAAGAAGCGGGAGUAUCACUGUGAGCAGUGUGAUAAAGUUUAUUCCUCUCUUUCUAAACUGAAAGUUCACAUGAGGACACACAGUGAGGAAACACAGACAUUCAGCUUAGAGAAACAUGAGAGAAAACACACAGAUCAGAAACUCUUCACCUGCAGGAGAUGUGAGUUGACCUUUACUACUCUAAGAGAGCUGAGACUUCAUUCAAAAGUGCACAGAGUAAAGAAGCACUGUGAGCAGUGUGGUAAAGGUUAUCUCUCCUCUACUAGUCUAAAAGUUCACAUGAUGACACACAGCGGUGAAAGACCGUUCCACUGCAGUAAAUGUGACAUGAGUUUCAGAACCAGGGAUACUCUUAUUGGUCAUGAGAGAAUUCACACGGGAGAAAAACCGUACAAGUGUCCUCACUGUGAGAUGAGUUUCAGCCAAAAAGCCUAUCGUAAGAAACACGUGUUUUUACACACCAAUGAGAGACCGUAUCAGUGCAAUCAAUGUGACAAAGCUUUUAGGGAUUCAGGUUGUCUAAAGUCACACCAAAAAACACACUCUGAAGAGAAACACUAUCAAUGUUCACACUGUGAUAAACGUUUCCGUUAUAAAUGUCAUCUGAUAUGUCACGAGAGGAUUCACACUGGAGAGAAACCUUACCUCUGCUCUCAAUGUGGAAAGGGAUUUGCUGAUCCAAGUACUUUUAAAGAGCAUCAGAGAGUUCACACUGGAGAGAAACCUUAUCCGUGCAGUGUUUGUGGAAAGAGAUUCAAGCGACAUUACGGUUUAGUGUCACACCGGAGAACACAUACAGGAGAAAGACCUUACAAGUGCUUUCUGUGUGAGAAGACGUUUACUCAAGCGGUUCUCCUGAGAAUCCAUCUGAGAGUUCACACUGGAGAGAAACCUUACGUCUGCUCCAUCUGUGGAGAGAGAUUCGCUAAUGUAGGACCUUUUAAGACUCAUCAGAAGAAACAUGUUCAAAGCGACCUAAACUAUGAGAGAGACUUUGUUAAAAAAUAACAGCCAAAUGUCAGAACAGCAGUAUAAUUGUACAUAAAAGAUAUAACUAACACCGUUUAGCUUUAUGGUAGAUUUUGUAUUACAUUUGCAUGAGUAUGUGUAGAUUGAGUAGUAUACCUACGUAAAAGUUCUAUUAGUUAAGUUAGAAAUAGUUAACUGCUUGCUGUGCAUUAAAGGUGGUGUGUGUAAA
Misgurnus anguillicaudatus (oriental weatherfish) is the source of this 2063-nucleotide messenger RNA. The record is from RefSeq and is a predicted model, not a curated record. NCBI's taxonomy places the organism in Eukaryota, Metazoa, Chordata, Actinopteri, Cypriniformes, Cobitidae.